Panicum virgatum (switchgrass) is the source of this 1943-nucleotide messenger RNA. RefSeq names its product F-box/LRR-repeat protein 14-like. Lineage: Eukaryota; Viridiplantae; Streptophyta; Magnoliopsida; Poales; Poaceae. Gene Ontology annotation, cellular component: SCF ubiquitin ligase complex. Gene Ontology annotation, molecular function: protein binding. The transcript is spliced from 2 exons. The coding region runs from base 286 to 1794 and encodes 502 amino acids. The record is from RefSeq and is a predicted model, not a curated record. Gene Ontology annotation, biological process: SCF-dependent proteasomal ubiquitin-dependent protein catabolic process.
GCCCGUUGUUCGUUAGCGAGAAACCCCACACCCGAAAGGCUCGUUCCGCUGGAGAGGAGAGCGGAGCCACCCACGAGGCCGCGGGGCGCCCCGUUGAUCGAUCCCCGUCGAAACAGAGUGGGGAUCCUCCGCCGCCUAGUCCCGGAUCGCGUCGCCACCGUUCCUUCGCCUCUACGUUCGCCCGCCCCGUCUGCGCUGAAGGCGCCGCCUUUUUCUCUGUUCCGACUCAAGAAUCCCCCCCCCCCCCCCGUUGCUGAUCGUUUGAGCACUCCGAGAACCUGCUCGAUGGAGGAUCUCUCAGAACCACUUCUUGCAGAGAUCAUCACGAGGAUUACCAGAACAAGUGAUCUUAAUUCUCUUUCCCUUGUAUCAAAGUGGUUCUACACUGUCGAGGCAGAGGAAAGGGCCACACUUCGUGUUGGAUGCGGCCUUCAGCCUGCGACAGAAGCCUUGUUAUCGCUCUGCUCCCGAUUCCCCAACUUGCAGAGAGUAGAGAUCAAUUACUCUUGUUGGACAUCCAGCCAAGGGGAGCAGUUGGACAACCAGGGCCUCCUUGUGCUCUCAUCUUGCUGCCUUUCGCUUACAGAUCUCACCUUAAGGUUCUGCUCGUUCAUUGAUGACUCUGGUCUUGGUUAUCUAGCAUAUUGCAAGAAGCUCAUGGCCCUCAGGCUGGAUGCCAUCCCAGCAAUAACCUCAAGUGGGCUUUUCUUAGUGGCGGUUGGGUGCAAGAGUCUAUCUACUUUCCAUCUUGCCGACUGUAUGAAAGUAGGCAGUGUGGAAGCAGUGUCACCCCAACAUGAGUGCGAGCAGUUCAGGUAUGGGAGUUCCACUCAGCAGCAAAAUAUGGGAAUCAAGUGUCCGGGUGACACUGGCAUGGAAUGGCUGGAGUAUCUUGGCAGGGCCGGAUUGUUGGUAGAACUUGUGGUGAAGAAUUGCAAGGGAAUCAGCCAGUAUGACCUGCUAAAGUUUGGUCCAGGAUGGAGAAAGCUUCAGAAAUUUGAGUUUGUGAUCAAUGACCAUGAUCCCUCAUACAAUGUUGACUACCCAUAUAACUACUACAUCUGUUGUGAGAAUAUGAAGGAUUUGAGGUUGGCCAAAAUUGCAACACGGCCAAAAAUUGGACCUCGCUUUCUCUCGUGGAAGUGCAGAGCACUGGAGAAACUAUGUCUGCACUAUGUUGUUGGUCUAAAUGAGAGUGAGAUGAUCGCACUGUUCCAGAACUGCGGGAACCUUAGAAGUAUCUCACUUCGGCUCAUGCCUUUGCGCUGUGGUAUUUCUUUCAGGACGCCACUGACUGAUGAUAGCCUGAAGGUUCUAUCUCUCUGCUGCCCUAUGCUUGAGGUUGUGGAGCUCCCCUUUACAUUUUGUUCCACUAGUAGGCCAACAGAAAUAGGCUUCACACAGAAGGGUAUCGUAACUCUCAUUCAGACCUGUUCAAUUCGUGUCUUCGUACUAAAUGGUGCAAGCAUUUUCAAGGACGAAGGGAUGAAGGACAUCUCGUCUGCACUGUUAUUGGAGACACUCGAGCUCGUGGAUUGCAAAGGGAUAACGGAUGUUGGGAUCAGUUACCUAGCGCAUGCCCCAUGCUUGACUAGUCUCACUCUCCGGAAAUGCAAAAAUGUGACCAGUGUUGGAAUGGCCAAACUUGUACACUUUCAGAAAUUAGAGUCUUUGGCUGUUGUAGGCUGUCGUCUGAUCUCUGAGGAAGCUGUGCAGGGGUUAGCCAGAUCAGUUCACUACUCUGCCGAGUUCGAAGGCUACGGCAGUCUCAAAGGAAUGGAAAAUUGGUCAUAGAUUUAUCUUUGGUUGUGAACUUACGUCUCUUAUAUAUUAGUAGCACAAUUUGAAACUGGACCCUGCUAUGUUACCCUGAUCUGAGUUCAUACUUCGCAUGUUUUGUUCCGUUUAACAUCUUAAGGUUUUUGGUGAAGCUUCUACUGUCA